UUUCUCGAUGAAUCAUAUCUAGUUAUUUAAUUACAAAGUUUGUAAUCGUAAUUAUUCGCGUUCAGAAUAUUAGUGAAUUGAAUACUGAUAAUUGCCUUGAAGGCUGCCUCCUGUACCUCCGACGCUACGAGAAAACGAGUUUCAAUGACGUAGAAAUAACUUUCACUCAAAAUAUGUUAUCGCACUAAUGGUUCAACUCGGUUGUAGCUUUUUACAUUCACACUUACAACUUCACAUCGUGAUCAGUAAUCGCGUUAUGUACUUUGAAAGAAAUAUUAUGGACAGUGGAUGAAGCCUACGACACUCGAAUAAAUCAUAAAUUGCUUUCACAUUGAAAAAUGAUAAAUUAAGGUACGCAAAUUUUUCUUUUUUUUUUUAAAGCUUCACAUUUCUUUAAGUUUAAAUCUAAGCAACGGAUUCUUCCCAUUUCUAUUUCAAUAAUGAUUUAUACCAAAUUGUUGAAAUACGGAGCACUGGGUUUAGGAGGAUUUGGCGCCGCCGGAACAUAUGCGUCACUUCGAUCAAAUCAAUACAAUUUAGAUUCUAUUGGAAUUGUUAGAUUUGGACGCGCAUCAUGCACUGCUCUCACGAUCGUGUUUUAUUACAAAACCUCGCUGUACGGUAGCGGUAAAGAUUGGGAUAAAAAUUCACCAGAAUAUUUAGAACUGAGAUCAACAACGCAUAAAAAAGCCGCCAAUAAACUCUUGGAAUUAUGUAGACUGAAUAAAGGAGUGUACAUCAAAGUAGGCCAGCACAUUGGAGCUUUAGAUUAUGUCUUGCCCUCCGAAUACGUCGAAACGAUGAAAGUAUUGCACAGUCGAGCUCCUGCGUCUACUAUUGAAGAAGUGUAUCAGGUUAUUCGAGAAGAUUUCAAAAAAGAACCUGACGAUGUAUUUGAAAGUAUAGAUUCCGCUCCUCUUGGAGCAGCUUCGCUUGCCCAAGUUCACAAAGCUAAACUUAAAGACGGACGUAUGGUUGCUCUCAAAGUACAACAUCCUUCUGUCAAGGGAAAUUCGACAGUUGAUAUGAAAACGAUGGAGAUUUUAUCCAAAAUCGUGUCAUACAUGUUACCAGAUUUUAAAGUACAAUGGCUAGUUGACGAAACCAAAAAGAACAUACCGAGAGAACUGGACUUCGAAUUAGAGGCUGAUAAUACAGAAAAAGCAAGGCAAAUGUUUCGUCAUCUGCCUUGGCUUAAGAUCCCGUCUGUGUUCAGAGAUUUAUGCAGUCAUCGCGUACUAGCGUUAGAAUUUGUCGAAGGGGGUCAAGUCAAUGAUUUGGAUUACAUAAAACAACAUAAAAUUAACCCUUACGAAGUAUCAGAUAAAUUAGGCAAGUUAUACAGCGAGAUGAUCUUCAAACGAGGAUUUGUCCAUAGCGAUCCACAUCCAGGAAAUAUUUUAGUCAAAAAAACACCUAGUGGGGAGGUUGAAAUAGUACUUCUUGAUCAUGGUUUAUAUGCUACAUUAAGCGAUGAUUUUCGUUACGAAUACGCCCAAUUGUGGAUAAGUAUACUCAACAAAGAUAUGCAGGAAAUGGCUAUUCAUUGCACAGCUUUAGGCGUGCCUGAUUUAUUUUGGCUGCUUGCUUCAAUGGUUACCGGAAGAUCUUGGGAUGCGAUUAAAGCUGGUUUAAAUACGACCAGAUUUGAUUCCAGCGAGAAAGAAUUAGUCCAAAGAGAAUUUCCCAAUUUGCUGACGUAUAUAUCAGAUGUAUUAUCGAAUGUUAAUAGGCAGAUGAUUUUAAUUUUCAAAACUAAUGACUUGUUAAGAGGUAUCGAACAUACUUUGCAAACUUAUUCAAGAAUGGAAAGUUUUUCCGUCAUUACCAAGAACUGCAUUGAAACUAUUUAUGCAGAAAGAAAAAAACAGUGUGCAUCUUCAUUGUCAAGAUGGAGCGUUACUUGUGGCCAAUAUUGGGCUCUGUUUAGAUUAUCCAUGUAUUAUAAUUAUUUAAGAGUUUAUAGUUGGUUUUUUGUUUGAUGUACCUUUUGUGUUUGGUUAAAUAAAAAACCACUUACGGAA
Planococcus citri (citrus mealybug) is the source of this 2024-nucleotide messenger RNA. It is a transcript of the gene Adck1, whose product is annotated as aarF domain containing kinase 1. Gene Ontology annotation, biological process: protein phosphorylation. Gene Ontology annotation, molecular function: ATP binding; protein kinase activity. The transcript is spliced from 11 exons. Bases 441 to 1982 code for a protein of 513 amino acids. The record is from RefSeq and is a predicted model, not a curated record. Lineage: Eukaryota; Metazoa; Arthropoda; Insecta; Hemiptera; Pseudococcidae.